AUGGCUACCUUCGCCCGCAUGGUGAAGGGCCAGGUGCGCUGCUACUCAGCACCCGUCGACGUCGCCAUCCCCGCCAGCAAGCGCAAGUACAUUCCCACCUCAGGCACGUACCCAAAGGGCUUCUCCGUUUCCGGCACGCACGUCGGCGUGAAGGCAUCCAACACCAAGUUUCCAGACCUUGCACUCAUCAGCUCCGAGACGCCGUGCUCCGCGGCUGCCGUGUUCACGACCAACAAGUUCCAGGCUGCGCCGGUGCAAGUUAGCAAGAAGAUUCUCAAUGCGACACAGGGCCAGGGUAUCAGGUCAAUUGUGAUCAACUCGGGUUGCGCGAAUGCAGUCACCGGUAAGGGUGGUCUCGAGGAUGCGACGAGCAUGGCGACCAAGGUUGAUGAGCACACGGGUGUCGCGGAGAACGGGACGCUCGUUAUGAGUACUGGUGUCAUUGGGCAACGUCUCCCCAUCUCCAAGAUCCUCUCCAAGAUCCCCGAAGCCACCUCCUCCCUCGCCUCGACUCACGAUGCCUGGCUCACCACCGCCCGCGCCAUCUGCACCACAGACACCUUCCCCAAGCUCCUCUCCCGCACAUUCACGCUCCCCUCCUCUCCAGGCCGCACCUACAGCCUGGCCGGCAUUACCAAAGGUGCCGGCAUGAUCCACCCGAACAUGGCAACACUCCUCGGCGUCAUCGCUACCGAUGCGCCCAUCGUCCCCUCAGCCCUGCAAUCCCUCCUCAAGUCCUCCGUUGCGCGCUCCUUCAACGCCAUCUCCAUCGACGGCGACACCAGCACAAACGACACCGUCGCGAUCCUGGCCAACGGAGCCGCCGGCGGCGCGCCCAUCAACAGCACCCAGAACGACGACUACGCCGUUAUGCAGGAGAUCCUCACCUCGUUCUUGCAGUCGCUGUCACAGCUCGUCGUCCGCGAUGGCGAGGGCGCGACCAAGUUCGUCACUGUCCGCAUCCAGAACUCCCCUGACUAUGCCUCCGCGCAGCUGAUUGCGUCGACUAUUGCCCGCUCGCCGCUUGUGAAGACGGCGCUGUACGGCCGUGAUGCGAACUGGGGACGGAUUCUAUGCGCUAUCGGUUACACCCAGGGUGUCGCCCCCGGAGUCGUUGUGCCUGAGCGGACGAGCGUCAGCUUCAAGCCUGCUGAUGGCAGCCCUGUGCUGAAGCUCCUAGUGAACGGAGAGCCCGAGCAGGUGGAUGAGGAGCGCGCCAGCGCUAUCCUUCAGGACGAAGAUCUGGAGAUCAUCGUUGACCUGGGUGGUGGUGAGAAGGGCGAACUUGGCGGCGAAGAAGGCGUGUACUGGUUCUGCGACUUCAGCCACGAGUACGUCACUAUCAACGGUGACUACAGGACUUGA
Molecule: messenger RNA, 1365 nt
Organism: Aspergillus mulundensis
Lineage: Eukaryota; Fungi; Ascomycota; Eurotiomycetes; Eurotiales; Aspergillaceae
Product: bifunctional ornithine acetyltransferase/N-acetylglutamate synthase
Exons: 2
Coding region: 1-1365 (454 amino acids)
Biological process (GO): L-arginine biosynthetic process; L-ornithine biosynthetic process
Cellular component (GO): mitochondrial matrix
Molecular function (GO): L-glutamate N-acetyltransferase activity, acting on acetyl-L-ornithine as donor; L-glutamate N-acetyltransferase activity, acting on acetyl-CoA as donor
Source: RefSeq, a predicted model, not a curated record